AUGUCGUCGGCGGGUCUCCCACCACGAGUGGUUGCAACCCCCGACCAGCUGGUCAUCCUCAACGCCAUGUAUGCGCGCACGGGCGAGGACGCGACCAAAGACGACAUCAAGGAAGCCUCGCGGGAGACUGGACUGCAGGAAAAGUGGAUCCAUAGAUGGAUCAAGAGGCAACGCUCGGCGCGGGGCAGAGGGAAGAGGAAGAUCUCCCCGCGGGUCUCGAAGUACGACCCCACCGACCCCUCUGGUGCCGCCGACGGUGCUCAGACGAUGUUACUUGACGGCUCAACACACUCGGGGACGUCGCUGGAGUCGCACACUUCUGUAUAUGCGUGGCAGUCCGACGAUCCACUCUGGCGAAACGCCCCUGAUACUGGUGCUGCUUCGGACGCUACUGGCUCUGGCGACGGUCAGAUCAAGAAGCGCUUCAUGCGAGCCCUCGUGAAAUACCUCAAGCCUCCUCAGACCCUCAGGCCCCAGCCCCCCAUGCCCCCCAUGAACUUGAAGCCCCAGCUGCCCUCGUUCAGGUCGCUCUUCCUGGAACCUCCUUUACUGUCCCUCUGCGCUUUGAACCGUGGAAUUCGCAACACGGGACCGCCCGAACGCUCUCCUCUGGAAUCCAUGACAGUUCUGUGA
Messenger RNA from Trametes versicolor FP-101664 SS1, 633 nucleotides. RefSeq lists its product as uncharacterized. The transcript has 3 exons. The coding region runs from base 1 to 633 and encodes 210 amino acids. The record is from RefSeq and is a predicted model, not a curated record. Lineage: Eukaryota; Fungi; Basidiomycota; Agaricomycetes; Polyporales; Polyporaceae.